Molecule: messenger RNA, 1589 nt
Organism: Anarrhichthys ocellatus (wolf-eel)
Lineage: Eukaryota; Metazoa; Chordata; Actinopteri; Perciformes; Anarhichadidae
Gene: irf1b
Product: interferon regulatory factor 1b
Exons: 10
Coding region: 136-1011 (291 amino acids)
Biological process (GO): immune system process; regulation of transcription by RNA polymerase II
Cellular component (GO): nucleus
Molecular function (GO): DNA-binding transcription factor activity, RNA polymerase II-specific; RNA polymerase II cis-regulatory region sequence-specific DNA binding
Source: RefSeq, a predicted model, not a curated record
UGAUCGAGACCUGCCUCCAGGUGGAUAACACAAAGACGAGGAGAAGCUUCUCUGGAACAAACUUAAACCAAUCGGACUCUUCUCCUGCAUUUUCUUCCUCUUUACGGAUCACAUAUCAAACACAUUCCGUCAAACAUGCCCGUGUCAAGGAUGAGGAUGAGGCCAUGGAUCGAGAAGCAGAUCGAGUCGAACGCCAUCUCGGGCCUGAACUGGAUGGACAUCGAUAAGACGAUGUUCUCCAUCCCCUGGAAGCAUGCAGCUCGCCACGGCUGGGAGAUGGAGAAGGACGCAAAUCUCUUCAAACAAUGGGCCAUCCACACAGGGAAACACGUGGAAGGUCAGACCUGCGACCCGAAGACCUGGAAAGCCAACUUCCGCUGUGCGAUGAACUCGCUGCCUGACAUCGAGGAGGUGAAAGACAAGAGCAUCAACAAAGGCCACCAAGCUGUGCGCGUCUUCAGGAUGCUGCCCGCCAGACCCAAAUCUAGAGAUAAACACUGCAAAGCGAAGGAAACAAACUCACGAAGGAAGAACUCAAUGAUCAAGAAGGAGGACGACGAGGACUACAGCGACACUCCCGUGCAAGAAGGCGCUUCAUCCACUCAGGAGAACACGGUCGACAGCACGAUGCAAACUGAGCAGCCAGAUUUCCCAUUUGUGCCUCCGUCUGAAGUCCCUGAAUGGAGUUUGUCGGUGGAAAUCGACUCCGGCUUUUCAAACAGCUUCAGCCAGAGAUUCGAAGUUUCACCCGAGCACAGCACCGACUACGACUAUUCCGAAGACAUUGUCAAGAUUUGUCAGCAACUGGAGAAAGACUCACACUGGAUGUUGGGCAGCUUUGACGGCACGGGGUUCCUGAGCAAUGAAGCAUGCACCAGUCCAGGCAGCCAGUGGAGUGAAUCGUCCUCAGUCGACGAACUAGAGGAGACGCCGCAGUACACGACUCUGGGCUCGGACAACCCAGCCGCGACAGACGACAUAUGGAAGAGCUUCUUCCAGCAGUCGUCGUGAGAGAUCUUCAGGACAAAAAGGACAGGAGAGCCCUGUUUGAUACUUUUGGACUUUGUAAAUAGAGCUCAUUCUGUCCUGUUGAAUCGACCGUCGGCCGCGGAUUGACAAUCCGAAGAUCCGUCUCCAUCCCCCUCAACCUUUGUGUGCCGUUGUGAGGUGCUCUGCUGUGUUAGAGGAACUCGCACGCUGAUCAUUUUAGAUGUUUUUGGCUGGUUCAAGGCAUUUUUGAUGCUCAGUUUCUUUUGUGAUGGUGGGUUGUAAUAGCAGAGGACUUGGGGCCAUAUGCAUGGGAUCAUACUCAUGAUUAUGUACGAGGUAGACAAUACUUACCUCAAAAUACAGAUACAUAAUCAGUGCGCUUAACAUUUGACGGCUAGUUAACAUGUAAAGUAAUUCACAUAAUCGCUUUCCUCUGUUAUCUGCAAAAGUAAGUCUUAGUUCAGGAAAAACUUCUCAACUUCUGGUAAAAGCUCUACAUAAAAAUCAUACAGUCCUUCACUUAAAGCAGUUGUAGUCAAUGUGUAUAUAUUUGUUUUUGUUUGUGUGUGGUUUUGUAAAAUAAAUGUGAAUGAAUAUGA